AUGGCUGGAAACACAGUCAACGACUUCCAUAUCGCCAUUGUCGGCGCCGGUAUUGCAGGCCUUGCACUGGCUAUGGGGUUGCACAAGAAAGGCAUAUCAUUUACACUCUAUGAGGAAGCGAAGGAAUACUCGGUUGCUGGUGCCGGUAUCGGAUUUGCCCCUAACGGUCUACGGGCAAUGGACAUUAUCGAGCCAGAGUUCCGUCCUAAAUAUGAGAAGAUUUGUGUUGGAAACAAGCCCGCAGAUGCCCAGAAUGUCUUCUUUGAGGGCUUGCUCAUCAAGGAAGGUCUCGGCCAAGAUCAAACAUGGCACGGUAAAUCAUGUUGGGGUCACCCUGACUUCAAUCGAAAAUCGGCACAUCGAAAGGAGCUCUUGGAAAUUAUGACAAGCUUCAUCCCGAUAGAGACUGUCAAGUUCAAUAAGUCUCUCAAGGACAUCAAGCAGCAUUCCGACAAAGUUGGUCUCAAAUUUGCGGAUGGUGACGUUGCCGAGGCCAGUAUAUGUGUUGGCGCCGACGGAAUCAAGAGCAUUGCGCGAGAGCACGUGCUAAAACCAUCCUAUCCAACCCAGGUCGCCCCAGUAUAUGCCGACGCCUACUGCUAUCGAGGUGUCAUUUCUAUGUCUGAAGCGAAAGCGAUUCUGGGAGAUCUAACCGAUGUUGCCAAGAUGUACUUCGGCAACAAGCGUAGUGUUGUUACUUAUCGCAUCACGGGUGGCGAGGAGUUCAACUUCCUUCUUUGCGUAGCUACCGACACUCCGUGGAUGCUCGAAUGCGCUGUCACGGAGAAAGUCACCGAGGAGAUCAAGAUGGCCGACUUCGAGGGCCCCGACAUUGAUGAUCGCUUCCGCCGACUUCUUCGUUUGGCAAAGCCAAUCAAAUGGGGUCUCUUCCAUCACAAGCACACUUCGACAUACUACCGCGAUCGUGUGGUUCUCAUGGGUGACAGCGCCCAUGCUUCUCUGCCUUUCCAAGCUGCUGGCGCUGCUCAAGGCCUGGAAGACGCUUUGAUAUUGUCGGCCGUGUUUGGGGAACUCCCAACGGCUCCACAAAGCAUCUCGAGCCUCAAUUCAUACAUUCUUGCAGCCUUUGACGCCUACGAUUCGGUGCGACGGCCACGAGCUCAGAAGCAGCUGGACAGGGCUGCGGAAGUGGGUGACAUGGUCUUUUUUCGAGACCAAGAACGAGGCUCUGAUAUGGGCAAGAUUCUACCGAGACUACAGGAUGCAUGGUUUGAUUGGUUAUGGUUUCAUGAUAUUCGAGGGGAUGUGGACACAGCUAUGUCUAGGCUGCAAACGCAGCGAACGCAAAAUGUGCUGUAG
Messenger RNA from Pyrenophora tritici-repentis Pt-1C-BFP, 1320 nucleotides. Its product is annotated as UbiH, 2-polyprenyl-6-methoxyphenol hydroxylase and related FAD-dependent oxidoreductase. NCBI's taxonomy places the organism in Eukaryota, Fungi, Ascomycota, Dothideomycetes, Pleosporales, Pleosporaceae. Gene Ontology annotation, biological process: secondary metabolite biosynthetic process. The record is from RefSeq and is a predicted model, not a curated record. Gene Ontology annotation, molecular function: FAD binding.